AUGGCGACUAAAAUCGAACACAAAGAAACCAACUUCACAGUCUUCAUUCGUUUACCAUUUCCAAGAGGAGACUUUGUCGAUCCACCACCGCCGGAAUGGAAUGCUGCUAAGGACCGGGCGUUGUGGGAGAUUCUUUCCCGACCAGCUAAGGGCGAUGACAUAGAUUGGAAAGCAUUGGCUGAUAACUUCAAUGUCACUUUACAGUUCUUACUACAACAAGCUGCAUGGCUUUAUGAUCGGCAGCUGUCGCAGGUUCGGGCCCAAAUGCGGAGAUUCGACCCGACCGCGCAGUCAAAUCCCCCGUCACCGGUUCCAGGGUCUGUUUCAGGGAGUGCCGCAUUGGCAGGAACACCAAUGAAAGAUGUCCCUAUAAUCGCUAACAGCGGUAAUGGUCGGCGCACAAGCUCCACCUCGAUCACAACCAUUAAUCAAAUCCGCGGCUCUCGAGACCCUUCUCGCACCGAUACCCCAACAGCAGAAGGUAACGAGCAACGAUGGGAUUCUUAUGGCCGACGUCCAUCGGCCAACAGACGUGAAACCCAAGUUACUUCAUUCUUACGGUCACCUCCUUUAGAGGAGGAAGAUCUAUCGUCAAGCCCUCAAGAAUCAGACUCCGAAGAUGAAUCAAACCUUCCUGCACAGCGCUUUAGGCGAUUUGGACAAUACUCCAUGCACCAAGCCAGCUUACGAGACGAUGACGAUGACGAAGAUGACACACCGGCCUUCCUGCCAGUACAUCGGGAAUCCGAACAAGGCUCAAGAGAUCGACCAAGCCAGGAACUGAGUGCCACCUUGCGCUUAGAUGCGGAACGUGCUGCCAUAGCACGGCGACGUAUCGCCAAUCGAUCCGGGGCAAGAAUGCCCGUCGCUUCAGAGUCAUCAGCGAGCUCCAUGAGCUCUAGUGCUCCAGUGGCUGUGCAGGGACGAGUGCCUACAUUGGGUCCACAGCGAGCUGGUGAACCGUCACGACUUAGUCCCCGGAAGUCUCAUACCUCAGGCCGAGAGACUAGUGAUGGUACUCCAAGUAUGGGGAGCAGUUUCAGUGAUCUAGAUGGUGAGUCGGCUUUGAACUGGGCCGAUGCACCUUAUAUUAAUUCUCGUCUAGAUGCGAGCGUCACACAAUCCGCGCUGGAAGAGGCGCUGAUGAGCAAUAUGCAACACGGGGGAAUGGCAAGCAGGAUGAGCACUAUUAGCCAAGCUUUGCGUAGUCGAUAUUUGCAGUGA
Molecule: messenger RNA, 1224 nt
Organism: Penicillium odoratum
Lineage: Eukaryota; Fungi; Ascomycota; Eurotiomycetes; Eurotiales; Aspergillaceae
Exons: 5
Coding region: 1-1224 (407 amino acids)
Biological process (GO): autophagosome assembly
Cellular component (GO): phagophore assembly site
Source: RefSeq, a predicted model, not a curated record